GGCUGAGUCGGCGUCCGCCGUGCUGGGAGCGCGGGGGGGGGCGCGUCGGGGGCGCGUCGGACGCCGCCACACGGGGCCAGGUACGGGCCCGGCAGAGCCAGGUAAGGUUCCUUACACUCGAAGAUGCCACGCUACGGGAAAAUCGUUGUCAUUAAAAGGAAUGGGACUGAUGGGAUUGUUUUUCCACUCACCUCAACUUCUUGUUUAUUUGGAAGGAAAACAGAAUGUGACAUCCGCAUGCGACUGCCCUGGGUGUCCAACGAGCACUGCAAAAUCGAGAUCAAUGAGAACAAGGAGGCAGUCCUGACUAAUUUAAGUGAAGUGAACCCCACGCAGCUGAACGGGGCUUGCUUUGAGCAGCCCAUUCCCCUGAAGCAUGGAGAUGUGUUAACCAUUAUUGAUCGCUCUUUCAGGUUUGAAUAUCCUCUGCAAUCAACUCCGAAGAAGAGGCAUUCCAGGUCUCCAAAAGAUGAAACUCUGCAGGUUCUUCAUGUUCAGCAGGUGGCAGAAGUGGAAUUAUUACACAAACAAACUUCAGGAGCUAAAAGUCUUGGUGCUUCAGAUAAUGCUGAGUGUGAAGAAAAAAGUGCCAAUGAAAAUAAACAAACUCCAGAGGAAAAUCUUCCUGAUGCUUUUGCUGUCAAACUCCAACCACCCAAAUCUUCCCAGAGAAUACAUUGUGUUUUUAAAAAGCAAAAUGAAAAGUCUCCCUUUAGUAAACUCUAUGAAAAUCUGAAAAAUGAGCUGCAAGUGGAAAAAGCUCUGCACAGGGGAACUGCUUCUCAGCAAGCUGCAAAAGGAGACCCUGGGAGUGUUCUGCCAGAACCAAGUGCUCCUAUUCCAUCCCUGAGCUGUCUUUUUGAUCUGGGCAGCCUGGCUAAAGGAAAGGAAACGGGCAGGAUGGAAAAUAUGGAAGAAUGUAUAAUUGUGAGAUGUGAAGAGAGAAACAGCCCAGGGUUUAACCAGCUGUCAGCUGGAGGGAGAACCCCCAGGAAAAGUUCUACCAGGAGUCCUCGAACUCCCAUUUCAAAGGAGGCGUCGGGAGACACCAGUCAGAAUCCAUUGCAGGAUCCUAAGAAGUUAAGGACACCAGGCAGAUCCAAAGGUACUGCAGUUACACCCAAACCCAGCAAGGAGAACCACAGGAAUUCCCAGGUUUUGCUGGAGCAGUGCUCCAUAGAAAGGAUGGAUUGUCCAGCUAAGGCAAUGAUGUGCAGCCCCACAACCCCCACCUCCCGUGUUGCUGAGGAAGGGAAAUGUGCACUGAACACACCAAGGCCCAGGAGGAAGAGUCCUCGGUCUCUUUUCGUGUCACCUCCCACAGAAACUGCUGGAAUGAAUUCUGGAAAUCCUGAUACUCCAAAGACCCCACGGCGUGCAUCACUGAAACGGAAAUCACUUCCAGAAAUCCCAGCUGGAGCUCCAAGGGAAGAUUCAGUGUGCAGAAUUGAUAACACACAACCACCUUUGCCAGAAGACAAUUGCUUAAAGCAAAGACGAAACAGCAAACAGCAAACACCACGAAAAACUGCCCAGGAAGUGCUGAAAGAGGUCUGGGAUCAGGCAAACCUGGAUAACUCGAAGGUGGGACAUUGUGAAACCCCUCCUUCUCUCUCUAAUUCCAAGAGUCCCAGAAGAAACAGCAGGGAAAGUAAAGAAUUCUUGGACAAAAGUGCCCAUUCAGAGGCACUGGCUUCAGAGGGGAUGUUGGCAUCUCCUGCUGCUCAGACACCUGGAAGGAAAAGGGGAAGGCGGAGGAGCUCUGGAGUUGUGACUGGAGCAGCACUGGAGACAAACACUGCUCAGGAACAUCACAGUUCAGAAACUCCAGCAGAGCUGGCCGUGGACAGGUGUCACCAGAACCAGGAUUUGGAAGAUGCCAGUGCUGCAGGACCUCCGACACCAUCAGCCAAGAGAAGAUCUAGAAGUACUGCUGAGCUGAGAGACACUGAGCCUGGCUCAGAAAGCGAAACUUUUGGCCUCUUGAAUGGAGAAGACUCAGGCAAGACAAAAAGAAUCUCCCAGAAGAGGAAAAGUGGUGAAACUGUCCCUCAGACUUUGGGUAAAAGAAAGAGAGUGUCUUUUGGUGGUCAUCUGAGUCCAGAACUCUUUGAUCAAAGUUUGCCUCCCAACUCUCCCCUGAAAAGAGGAGCUCUCCCUGCCAGGCGGAGUUUACCCUACGGAAACUCUCUGAGGGCUGCGCUCAAGAAGGCUCAGGGUUUGAAGCACUUGAUAGAUCAGGAAUCAGAAAGAUCACCCAAAAAUUCCCCAGCCCAGCAGUCCCCAGGUGCCUCAUCCCCUGCCUCAGCGAAGGCAACACCCAAAAUCCCUUCAGGCUCUCCAGCCCCUUUCAGGAAAGGGCGUUUCUCCAUCUCCCAGCCCCCCACACCAUUCCCAAUUGCAGAGGAAAUGGAUGCUGGCACAGAAGACAUGGAUCCAGAGGGGAAAAAUACCCAAGGGAAAACACCAAAAUCUUCUCCUGCUACCCAAGAUGCCAAAGCCUUGGUGACAGUGGCACCUGCCAAGUCAGCCAGAAGUGCCCAGCUGGGUUUGAAGGGCAGUGCCAUCAAGAGCAGAGGUGGGGCUGUGGCUGUCAUCAGUGCCAAGAGGAGAAGUGGUGCCUCCAAUGCCAAUUUAUUAGUUGCAAAAUCUUGGGCAGAAGUGGUAAAAUUGGGAGUUGCAAGACCCCAAUCAAAGACUGCUAAAAAAAGUGUCCGUAAAGGAAGAGUCCUGAAGAGGAGGAACCCCCCAGCAAAGACUUCAGAGAAGAAAAUAAAAGAUCACUUUAGCACAGGUCAUGCAGAGUCACCUGCUACCAUAGUUGUGGGUAGAGCUUAUUCCACCAAAGUCAGGUCAGCUGGACAUGUCCCUAAAGUGGUAAAAAAUCCCAGGAUGAAGCUUAACAUGGAUAUGGAUGAAAGCUUCACAGGAGUGCCUGAAAUGUUCCAAACUCCAGAAAAUCAGGGAGAAAGAACAUUUCCUUUGGCUGAUGCUCAGAAUGCUGAUUUUACACCACCAUGGGCUGCAGGGGACAUUUCUGACUUGCACACUCCUGAGGGUUCUGGAGAGAUGAUGGUGUCACCAUUAAAUAAUUCAGAUGGUUCAGAGCAGAAGCAAGGCAGCUCAGGUAUGCUCUGCUUUCUGAGAGAGGAGUCAUCUCCAUCUAUGUUUGAUGAAAUAGCCACAAAAACUCCAGAAAAAAGAGAAGUUCUGCAUGAAGAUAAUGUGGAUAAUUUGGCAAUAAUUCCAGAAAAAACAGCAUCUCUGGUGAAAUCAGGAAGUAAAAGGAGGACUCCAAAGCAGAAGUUGGAGACAGUUGAAGUCAUGUCAAGCAAAAGGAAGAUUUUAAGGACCCCUGAGCAAAGGACAGAACCAGGAGAGGUUUUCUCAGGUAUCAAGAGGCUCAUGAAGACCCCAAAGCAGAAAUUGGAGCCUGUGGAGGUUUUGUCAGGCAUCAAACAGCUCAUGAAGACCCCAAAGCGGAAAUUGGAGCCUGUAGAAGUUUUGUCAGGCAUCAAACAGCUCUUGAAUACCCCAAAGCAGAAAUUGGAGCCUACAGAGGUUCUGUCAGGCAUUAAGCAGCUCAUGAAGACUCCAAAUCAAAAAUUGGAGCCUGUAGAAGUUUUGUCAGGUAUCAAACAGCUCUUGAAUACCCCAAAGCAGAAGCUGAAGCCUACAGAGGUUCUGUCUGGCAUCCAACAGCUCUUGAAGACCCCAGAUCAGAAAUUGGAGCCUGUAGAAGUUUUGUCAGGCAUCAAACAGCUCAUGAAGACCCCACGGCGGAAGCCAGAACCAGUGGAACCAAUCCUGGAUGAAAUUGCCUUGAAAAGGUUGCUGGACACUCCAGCAGAGAGCAGGGAAGCAGUAAAAGCUGUGCCAGGUGUGACUUCAGCCAAGAAAACCCCAAAGCUGAAAUCCCAACCUGUGGAAGACAUGGUCGGGAUCAGCCGCAUUUUCCAGACACCAAAGGAGAAGGUUGAGCCCAUAGGAGACAUGUUUGGAAUCAGCAGAUUAAUGAAGUCUCCUAGAGAGAAAUAUCAACCAGUUGAGGAUUUUGUGGGACUGCAAAGGCUUAUGGCAGAACCCAGGCAGAAACCACCUGAUUCUGACGUGGACUAUGCUGGAGUGACUGAAAUGUUUGGGACCCCAGAGGAAAUGAAGGUCAGAUCAGUAAAUAUUAUGGAUUCUCAGGAAGAAAUUGCACCUCCUGGUUCUAAUUCCAGUCAUAAAUAUGAAAAGGAAGGAGAAGUUUCCCAAGGUGAAGAUUCUCAAGAGAAGAACUCAGCUGGUGAAGAGCAGCCUACCCAGAGAGCCAGAAGGGGCAGGCCAAGGAAGGCUGUACCUCCUGCUGCAGCAAAACCAAGUGAAAAUGGUGUGAGUUUAAAGGAGUUGGAGAGUCCUGAUACCCAAGAGGAGAUGGGAGUGAUCACACAUGAAAACAAAAGCAGAGGAAGGAGGGCAAAGCGUUGCAUACAAGAAGUUGUUCCAAAGUGCCCUGAUCAGGAAGGGCUUGACAUUGUUUCAUCUGUGGAACCACCUGGUGCUGCUCAGAAGUCAGGAAGAGGUAAAAGGCAAAAGCUGAAGGAGUUAAAACAUCCAAAUGAAAGUCUUGAGUUUUGUGUUGAAGAUUCUUCACUGCUACAAAAAGCACCUGCAAAUAGCAAACAGAGUUUGCAGGACUGUGGCACCAAUGAAACUGAAGAUGAUCCAGGCAUAAAGACAGGACCUGGAAACAUUCAGAAUGAAAUUUGUCAGCUGCAAACAGGUUUAAAUCAUCCUGACAGCAAAGCUAAUGACAGUGGGAUAGAGGACAGUGAAGAAGAGCUCCUGUCACUGAGGAGGAGGCACAGAGGGGUGGAGAACACAGAGCCAGUGAUUCCAGCAAAAAGAGGGAGACGAGCAAGGAAUGACCAAGGAAAAGCAGCUUCUCCAGGAGACCUUUGUGGAACAACCAGAAAUCUUCGUAAAGACCCAUCCCCAAAUGUUACACAAAGACAGGAACAGGAUUGUGACAGAGCUCCUGAGGCUGUCACAGCACAAGAAUCUGAAAAUGGCACUAAACUUGAGCUGAAGGCAACAAAGAGAAGAGUUAAGUCUUUCAGAAGUACUAGAAACAGAAAGCAGUCAGCUGAAAUAAAAGCAGACACUCGUGGGGUCGCACUUGAAAAUACACAACACGUUCAAAAAACUGAGGAAACAUCAACUGAAACUGAUGCUGAAACACAAUCCCACGUGAAAAAUGAGAUGAAAGGAUCUCAGGGAUGUGAAACAGAAAAUGCUCAGGAAAAUACAACAGAGGCAGCUCAGAGAUUACAGGCAGAGUCACCUUCUGCAGAGACAAACAAAAUGCCAGUCAGUGCUCAGAACAUGGAAACAACCAGGGCUAGAAACAGGAGAGGCAAAAAAGACUCUCUGGAGCAAAAAGCUGAUGAGUUUACUGAAAAUGUGAGCAGCCUAAAACAAAUUACUCCCAAAUUUAAGUCAGAAACAGAAGUGGAUGAAUCUUCUCCCCAGGAUUCCUGGGGCUCUGUUUGUGCCAGUGCAGCCCAAGGCAAGGAGGAGCAGCCCAGCCCAGGUGCCACAUCCGUCCCUGCUGCAGACAGUGCCAGUCCUGCUCAGGGCAGUCACAGGAAGACGAGAAAUGAGUGGGGAGUACUUAAAGCAAAGCAAACUGAAAUCCUGCAGAGGAAUCCAGCACAAAGAAAUGCAGUCAUGUGUAGAAGAGGAAGAGGUAAAAAAGUCAAUUUUCAGCUUGAGGAAGGCAGUUCCAAAGUGACUGAAGGAAAAGGUUUACCUGAGGGUGAUGAAGGGAUGGCUGACAAAGAUAAUCAACGUGAGAAUUCCGAAAAUCCUCCUUCACGGGGAAGGAGGGGCAGGAGAAAACAACUUGAUUCCAUCCCACAAAAAGCUAGUCCUGCCUUUAUGGAAAAACAAACAUUAAGUGCAGAUCACAGGGAAGAUGAGGCUGUUGUGCAAGAGCAAGAAUCAGUUUUGGAAGCUGCUCCCACUUCAGCAGAGGACAAUCCACCGAGACGGGGGAGGAGGCGUCAGGUGGCUGCAGCAUCACAGACCAGAUCUCCUUCUGUCAGAACGAGACGUGGGGUGCUGGAAGGUGAUGCUAAAAAGACAGCAGAGAGAGAAGAUGAAAAUCCAGCUCUGGGUAAUAAAACUUUACAGGCAAAAGUGAAUUCAUCAGCGAGGGACAGAAGGAAAAAGAUGGAUCCGGCAGCAGAGGGAAGUUUAUCUCCUCUCCAGAGAAAGUGUGGCUUGUCAGAGGCUAAAGAUGAGGGUACUCAUGAAGAACAAAGUGUGCCUGUGGCAGAGGUGUCCUGUGCAAAGGAGGAGCCACCAGGGAGGGGCAGAAGGAAAGAAACUGCUGUGGCAUCACACACAACCAAUCCCAUCUCUCUCAGAGGGAAACGCGGGCUGCCGGCAGGUGAUGGAGCAGAGGCUCCCAAAGAAGAGCAGAAUGUUCCCUUAGAAAUGUGUGAUCCAUCCAGGAAGGAAACUCAACUGAGAAGAGGCAGGAGGAAGGAAAUUACCCCCUUGAUAGAAGCCCAAAGUUCUCUUCAGGGAAACCAGGUCCUGUCAAAACGAGGUGGUAGAAAAAGUAACGACAGGGAAGAUAAACAGAGCAGGGACAAUUCUUCCCAAGAAAAUACUGAUUUUGUAAAAGGCAGCUCAAGGCAAGCAACCACUUCACUGGCUCUUAGUCCCACCUCCCUUCAAGGCUUGCCAGAAGAUGGUAAAGAUGGAAUUCCUGAACAACAAAGUCAACUUUUGGAAGUAGCUCCACCUGCAAAAGAAAAUCCAUCAAGAGUGGGCAGGAAGAAAACAACUUCUUCCGCUUCUGAAGAAACAAUUUCCACUUCUCUCAGGGGAAAACCCAACCUGCCCAGAGGCAGAGGUCAGAAGAGGAUUCUUAAAGGAGGUGAAGAUGCAUCUCCAGAAAAUAAUCCGUGCCAGGGAAGAACAAGGCAGUUGAGGAAUAAUAGGAGGAAGGUGGAAUUUCUAUUAGAGGCAGCUGCUUCUACCUCUCCCCAUAAAAGCAGUGACUUGCCAGAAAAUGGCAACACUCUGGAAACUCAGGAUUUGAGUGGAGCAUCCACUGGUUCUGAAGAGAAUCAGUCUGGAAAAGGCCAGGAGGGUGACCCUGCUCCACAGGCAGCCCCCACCUCUCGCAGAAGGAAAUGCCAGGUACCAGCAGAGGAUGUGGCACCCAAAAAACCAAAAUCAGGGAAUGAUGAAAAUGGGUCUCUACAAAGAGGAAGAAGAAACAAAACUAAAGUUGGAGAAGAGGAUGCAAGGGCAGCUCAGACCACUGGAGGGAUGGAGAGGAGGACAAGAUCCAGCACAAGAACAAGGAAACAGCCUUAAGAGUCCCAGAACCAAUUCUUAAAUCAAUUCAAUAAUUCCAAUUACAGCUCGUUUUUAAUGUGAAUUGAUUUGCACUCAGAUUUUAAGCUCAGAUUUUUGAUAAUUCUAUGGUUGCUUUGCAAAAUGUAUUUCUUAAUGUAUUUACAGAUAGAAGGUAGGUAUUUCUUCAGUAGCUUUGCCAACGUGUGGUGGUUCCUAAACCAUGGGGUGCUUGUGCAAAGCUGUAAACAUAAAAUACAAUUUGUUAAACCAGUGUUCCUCCCCUUUUUCCUGUUGAUCAGUAAAACAAUCAGGAAGCCAUGUUACUUCCAGCUCAAGCUAUUUUCUGCUGAAAUUUUCCUAUGCUGAAGUUUUUAUUUUUUAUCUGAGUUUUGUAAAUAUUCUUUUUAAAAGAUACUAGUUGUAUUAGCAGAAAUAUUAUGAUAAACUUGUGAUAAUUUUUUUUUAAAAAAAAUGAAGCUUGUAUUACAAAAUGCAGGUUUUGAAGUCAUUAAACUUGUAAACAAUU
Molecule: messenger RNA, 7885 nt
Organism: Parus major (Great Tit)
Lineage: Eukaryota; Metazoa; Chordata; Aves; Passeriformes; Paridae
Gene: MKI67
Product: marker of proliferation Ki-67
Exons: 17
Coding region: 124-7377 (2417 amino acids)
Biological process (GO): regulation of mitotic nuclear division; regulation of chromosome segregation
Cellular component (GO): chromosome; nucleus
Molecular function (GO): protein binding
Source: RefSeq, a predicted model, not a curated record